Malurus melanocephalus (red-backed fairy wren) is the source of this 10283-nucleotide messenger RNA. RefSeq names its product shieldin complex subunit 2 (gene SHLD2). The record is from RefSeq and is a predicted model, not a curated record. Gene Ontology annotation, biological process: regulation of double-strand break repair via homologous recombination. NCBI's taxonomy places the organism in Eukaryota, Metazoa, Chordata, Aves, Passeriformes, Maluridae. Gene Ontology annotation, cellular component: site of double-strand break; nucleus. The transcript has 9 exons. Bases 5196 to 7874 code for a protein of 892 amino acids.
ACUUCUGCAACCAGAUAUCAUUCUUAUUUCAAAAUUCUGGCUAUAGAUUUAUCAACCCAUUAUUUAGAAUGUGAAUUUGACAAGGAUUCCUAAGUCUUAAAUGAAAGGUACUUACAAGAACCCUCAGUAAAUGGACUAGUCUACCAAUGGUUCAGAGCAGUUUUCUGAGCAUUUAACUUGUUAGUAAUUCUGCUGCAGAAAUCAAAAUAUUUAAUAAAUUUGGAUAACUACCUCAUGAGUGAGUGUUUUUAAYUGCCAUGAAAAGUGGUGGUGCUUAUGUUUGUUAGCUUUAAAGUCCUACUGUCUCCAUCUGUAUAUAGUUGCUGUGCCUGAUGACUGAUGUUGCCAACUGGUUACUUCAGCUCUGUGACAGAGAGAUAUAAAAAGCUUUUCAUGUAUGCAGGAGAUGCUGUCCUCRUCUCUUGGUCAGGCAGUCUAUAGAUACACAGAAAUUCUCAGUGCUGUGUUUUGAUACUGUUACUGUCAAUAUAUUGCUAAUGAGUAUUGCCAGAUAAUCUAACUGGUAAAUAUUAAAURUGUUUUUUAACAGCACUUAUUCCUUGUAAUGCCACUUCUGGUUUUCAUAUGGGUGGGACAAUAAGUAGCUCUCUCUGGAGACUGCAGGUCUGACCUGAAGYUUGCUGAAGUCAGUAACAAAUUAAUCUGAUUUCAGUGACCUUCCCAUCAAMGUGGCCCUUUGUGAUAGAGGCUUUUAUGGGUCAGUGUGAAGGCUUCUCCUUUCUCAGUUCCUGUAUCAGUGAGAAUCUGUGUAAGUWGCUGGUUUGUSUCAUUGUGGCAUAAUCUUUAGCUUUUGAUUGGUAUUUUCUCUUUUUUAAUUUAAAACACUAAAGAGGGUAUGAUGUAGUUACCCAAUGCCGAAAUAUUUGAGAUUUCCAUCUAACUGUUAAAUGUGUUUGAAAUUAGCUAAUGAAAWAUUAGGUAAUGGGAAAGCUGACAGAUACACAGGCAUAAGAACYUCCACAGAUGUAUUGUGAGCAUGCCAGCUUUGUUCUCUUGAAUAAGGUUAGGAGGGAGAGAAAGUACUUUAGUCAGUUUAUUUCCUGGAAAUUAUGUUUUUUMGAAAAUUGCACUGUCUACUUCAGUGAACAUAGCAAAUUACAGUAGAAAGUGGUUUGCCAGGAGUGAAAUAGGAAUUGUUUGAAAGUAACAUUUACAAUUGAAAUAGAUGGUUUUUUUUUGUGACUCUUGGUGUCCUUGGCUGUCUGGCUGAAAAUUGUACCCAGGAUUUUUCCAACCAGGAAUCACAGCAUCAGUGCAGAGGCUGCAAACCAGUUUUUUUUCUUGGUUUAAUACUCAAUUGACAAUCAGAAGUUGUUGACAUAAACAUAGUGUGUGUUGUUUAAAUAACAAACAUUAGAGCUCUUAUGAACUAGAAAAUACUAGUCUCCUGUAGUGCUUUUGUUUGCAUUUCUAUUAGCAAAAUCAACUUUAGCCUCUUUCACUUUGGAAGAGUGGUUAUGGAAAUCAAGGUUGUUAAAAUAUCUUUGAAUGCUUAAAUUUUCUGUGAAAUAUGUUGGUGGGUGAAGCCUAGAUACAAAGCAUAAAGAAUUGCCAUUCAAGUUUGUUGGUACAAUUGAAAUUGGUAUCAUCUCUCAGAAAAGUCCAGGAGUACAUUGGCUAGUAUUUUUCAACACACUGUGGAUUUCCUGAAAAAAAAUCCCUGGUUAUGCUGAAAGUAAACGUGUACAUGUGGUAUCUUUUUUCSUAGUCAUCUUUCCCAGACCUCAAGAUUGUUCCUGGUGCCUACUGRAUGCAGAGAUCUAGCACAAAAUCACUGUUGUACAGCUCAUCCAGAGGAAUCUCAGAAAUAAAAAACAUUUCUGUUUUAAUAAAAUURUUCCUUCUUGAGCACACUUGAACAUUUUUUGAAAACAUGUUAUCACGUUUUUCUUGAUUAUUAUUUAUUGUCYAAUCUUGUCAAUGUUGACAAGAUAWUAUCUAAUUUAUCUGCUCUACUUUAAUUCUUCUAUUUUUUCCUUUGAAAGCCAGUAGGUUGAAGGUAAGCUUAUUUGACUGGUAAGGCAGGGUCUCUGCAUAUCAUUAGUAAGAGAUUUUCUGGUUUCAGAAGGCCUAGUACGUUGUGUUCUUCUGACUAAAUGGGUCAAAAUCACCAUGAAAUUGGUAAAAGCUUAUCCUGAUUUYUUUUUGUCUUACCAGUUUUCAGAUAAGCCUGGUGUUUUUCUUUAAUAAGGGAACACUAAGUGGCAGUCUAAAUAAUAUGUGCUUUUAGUUUGUUCAGUUAUCAUUAGAGAUUUUCUUGAACAGAGGAUGCAAUACAUUCACCUCAGGUUUUAAGGCUGCAUUAUCAUAAAUAUGGCAUUUACAUAAAUGUAAUGGGGGCUAUAUAAGCAGAAAUUGAGCUUUUUUCCCCAUGUGAUCAAAAACCUCGUGGAARUAAUAGAUGAAUAGGUGAAGGAAGGAAUUAGAAGCCACUCUUUCAUUGUUCUGUUAUCUCUGUAUACUUUACCCCUGACCUACAGUGAACCCAUGUUUUAGGUGUAAUUUAUUCUUGUUUAUUAGAUGGCUAAUUCAGUGWGGGUUAUUUAAGUUAAAGAAAUUAAUGGGCCUGUUACUGAAAGGAAUUAAUGGGCCUGUUAACUGAAAGAAAAAAGAGUCAGUUAUUUAAUGAAACAUUCAUCUUUUUUCUUUCAGAGUGUGUCUUAAAGUCACAACAGAAUAUAGUGCACUGCCUCAGGACUUAAAGUAAUUCUUAAAUAUUGAAAACUAAGGUUUGAUUGGGUGGGUGUGUUCUGCACAAUAUAUAAGGUAAGAGAGAACCUCCUUCAAAUAGUCUGUGAGAUUCAGGAACUAAAUUUUAAAAAAUAGUCGUAUCAGAUGCCCAGUGUUUAUCCUGACUUUGAAUCAUUUGGAUAUUUUGUGCUUGCAAACCAGCACCAGGAGACCUCAAGAAUGCAAUAAAAGCAGAGGAGGAUAAUAAAUUUUAUAUUGCAGGAAGAGAAAAGUGUAGAUAGAGAAAUGAGGUAACCAGRGACAAUGACUCUUAAAAUCUCAACAGGUAAGGUGAAAAGCUGAGGUGAAAAGAGUAGUUUUGUGUGUUAUCAAAAAGGUGAAGGAUUAUGUACCAGGGAAUGUUUGAGGUGCAGUAAUUGUUUAAGGUGUGAGUAAGUAAGAUUCACUCAGUGAGUUCUACACUUGUUUCAAUUUACUGUGCUAGCCAAGUAAAUUGUUUAACCUUUCACUGCCUCAGUUUCCAUGAAAAAAAACCCACAUGAUAAUUUUUUCCCAACUUCUUAAAAAUAUGGGAGGACAAAUACAUUAAGUAUUGUAUGUAACCAAGCCAAUUUCAAACUUGUAAGGUCCUCAUAUCUAAAUGAAUAUAGGUCAGAAAUUACAGAGCAUGGGUAGUAUUUAUUCUGAAGGAUAAACUCCUGGAAUUUGCUUUUCUGAUGAAUAGAUGCAGUUUUUGUUUCCUUUCAGACUUGGUUUUCCUCAGGAACUAUGGGAAAUCUUUAGAUUAUUUUCCCAAGUGACUUAAAUGGUUUUAGGUACUGAUGAUUCCUGGCACAGGAAGGAGUUUGGCCUCUUUGACCCAAAAACUCACUUGGAAAUUGCCAAAGGAGGUCAUUUAGUAGAGGACUUAUUACAYGAACCAGAAAGUCAGCAGAGGUCACUCACUGUUCCUAAGGUAAUUUAGGUUUUGAAAAUAUCAGCUGUAUUUUAAUUGCAAACAUUAAUUAAAUAACACCAAGAUUAAAUUCCUGUGGUGUGGUCAUAGAAUCAUASAACAGCUUGGKUUGGAAAGGUUCUUAAAAAUCAUAGCUCAAGUAUAUAAUUCAGCUAUUAUGUAACUGAAAACUUUCACAGGUUUGAGUAUUGUCCUUUAAAAGUUUCAUUCUUAUGGGAUUAAAUUUCAAUGUACAACUGCAGAAGCUGGGACACUCCAAUGCUUUAACUAGUAUUUGUUUUGUUAGGAGCAUAAAAGUKAGCAAUAGCAGUCACUGGCUUUUGUAGCUUCUCUGUAUUUUGCCCUCUCUAAUUUUAGUGGUUGUAUGUUGCUUUUCCAGUGACAGCAAUGAUAUACCAGCGAUCACUAUUCCAGGAUGUUUAUGGUUUUUCCAUGUUACAACGAGCCUUAUGAAUGUGCAGAUUUAUCGACCCCUAGUGGGGUUGUUAGGAAAAUGGUUGCUAAUUCAAUUAGUACUAAAUGCAAAAUUUGCAUAUUUUGAAAUGCUGUAUUUAUUUCAAUGGUCUUUUCCUUCUAUUUWCAGCUGGAUUAGCUCUCGAAUUUUUUCUGGUGUUCUCUACAUCUGCAGAAUUGCCUAUUACAGCAWCUUCURUUAGCAGCAGCACUCCCAAAACAAUUAGCUAARAAUCAGCAUUUUAAUGAACAGUUAUAGCUGUUUCUGCAUAUUUUUAAAUUAUAAUUAUACAGCAGAAAUUUUAAAAAAUAACGGGUCUCUUUUGUAUGCUGUGUAAGUGGCCUUAUUUUUAAUUAGCUAGAAAAGCUAGUAAUUUCUUGAGUAGUUUGAUACUAUGUGAAUGWAUUAAAGCAAAUCCUAAAUCAUCUGCUCAAGUUUUACUGACCUCUUAAUGGUUAUUAAAUAAUUAUAAUUUAUCAGUAACAGGAUGAAACAGUAGCUUCAUGCUAAAAUUACAUGUAAAAUAUUGCAUUUCUAGCAAACUCUAAUUUUAAAUAAYUCUAGUGUUUUAAUCAUUUAGUUGRAACURUAAUUUUCUGGGAGUUGAAAUGAUCUCCUAACCAUGUGGUGAAGAUUUCUUACAGACAUUUAUUUCACAUUAGUUAAAAUCAAGUGCUGAGUAGUGAAUUCACAUUUUACUGUUUAAUUAGCAGUAAUAAGUGAAGACUAAUAUGUCAAUAAAUAAGGUUAACUUCAACUUCAUUUUAAUAUGUUUCCAAGUAUCAGAAUCAGAAACUGAUUUAUUUAUUUUUCUAUGCAAGUUUGACACAAAUAAAUGUGAAAUGUUUUUAAAAUAACUUCCCUUAUUUGUAUUUUGUACAUCUAUUUUUAUAGUCACUAAGUAGUGGAGUAGUGUUUUUAUCAGUUAAACUAUGAAAUACUCCUCUGAAUUUUAGGUAUUUUUAAAAUUGUGAAGAAAAAGUAAACAAAAAAAGUUUGCAUUUCCUAAUAUUUAUUAUUGUGCUUAUUGCAUAAACCACAUUAUUUAAAGUCCAACUUACACAGCAGUCAAAAAUGUCAAAAAGAUCUCAAAUUCAUAUUUUUGUGGGAGCACCCAGUAUUCCGAGCCCGCUGGAGGUGUUAGAGCAAAGUAGUUCAGCACCUACUGCUGAGAAAUGGAGAGAACUCCACUGUUUGUGUGAUCCACGUGGGUUUGUUUCUGGAAAAAUCCAGGGUGCUGCUGCUCCCUCAGUGCUCCAGGCAAAAAGCUCCACGGUCACAGGAGUUCCUGCAGCUGGUGACAGYGCUCAGCAGGGAACGUUAAUGGCAACAGAAACAAAAGAUUUGACAUCUCCUGCCCCUGUGGCAGGGACUUGUACCAACACAGCUAAAAAGAGCACAAGUUUAACUUCCUCUGAUUGUCAGGUGUCCAAUGAUACAAACCCACCUGCAGAUGUAAAUCAGGCUGCAGAUCAGCACUUUCCCCAGAGCUGUGCAGAAUCAGCUGGACAAGAAAAACCAUCACAGGGCUGCUGCCCAGACCUCACUGAGAGAAGAGCCAGCCAUUUGGARGUUAACAGCUCUGACAUUUCUGAUUUGGCUGCCAGUACUAAGCAGAUCAGCAUCCAACCAAGGUCUGUGGGACUUCAGUCAAGUCAUAGAAGUGAGCAUCAURAGCAGCUAAGUCAGUAUCUGGGUGUGUUUUUACAAAAGAGUCAAGAGUCUAAACCAAAGGAACCAAAUGACUGUUCAGACUUUGCAGUGUCAGCAGACACUGAAUUUCGUACUGURGUGACUUCGAGUCAUAUGGCUGUUUUUGCACAGGAUCAGAAUGAGAUUGUGGGAAGAAUGGUAAAACUGUCAGAAACAGAARCAGGCAAAAAAGCUGAAGAGAGGCAGUAUGAUCACUUCCAAUGUGAUUCUGGUGUUGGAACAUGUACUAAUGUGACUGAAAAUGAAUAUAAGGAAGAGGAUGCAAGUUCUCUUGAACUUUUCAGUUCUGAGGASGAUGAGAAAAAUGUUUCGUUUGAAGCCACAAAACAAGAAGAAGCUGCUGAGGAAAAUGCAGAGAAGUUUCAAGAACUUAAUGUUCCUGCUGAGCAAYUUAUAAAUGAAAUCCGUAUUGAGUCAUUGAGCUCUGGAAUAYUGUGUUCUCAAGUGAACUGUUCUCACGAGAACUCUUCUAAAAGACCCCUCAACGAUGAAGAUUCCUUUAMUCUUUUUCACUCAGCAUUUAAAAGACAGCUGAAAUCCAAGAGACCCAAACUGAAUUCUUCUCCACCUAGUUCAGGAGUAAGAGUGRAGCCAGAGAGGAUGACAGAGUUCAAGAAAAUCGGAAAGAAACUAUCACUACUUAAGAAUUGCUGCUGCAAAAAUCAAAAAUACAAUAUUUUGGUCACAAUARUGCAUCCUUCUYAUAUCAAAGAAAUACAGACAAAGAYUAAACCRAAACCUUCMUGUAAAGUUCCUGUAGUAACCAUUGUUGUUAYUGACCAGUCAGAAAUUGAGAGAAAGGUGGUGCUGUGGCGUGGUGCUGCAUUUUGGUCUCUCACUGUGUUUCCUGGGGAUAUUGUACUGCUUACAGAUAUAAUAACAUAUGAGAAUCUUUGGAGUGGAGAAAUCAUGCUUCAGUCUACAUUUACCAGUCAAUUACUGAAUCUGGGGAACUGCUCAACUCUCAAUCCAGAAGAAUUUUAUUCUAUAGUGGAUGGUGGUGUUCUCCGUGGCUUAUUGGCAUACAUAUCAUCAGAAUUUCCACACUUCAGAGACAUUCCACACAGACAAGUUCAGAGACUGGAUGAUAUUCAGUAUAUGCAGCUAGAUCAGCUCCAGCCAAAUACAUUGGUGCACUCAAUACUGAAAAUUGUCAAUAUUUCUGUAUUAACAGAAUCUGUGUAUAGCUAUAGAGGUGGCAUCCAAAGAAAAAUUAUUCUAACAGUAGAACAGAACAGAGAUCAACACUAUAGGAUGGUUCUGUGGGGAGCAGGGGCGGCCUGGUGCCCUCAGCUUCAGAGGAAAAAAGAUCACAUAUGGGCCUUCAAAUACCUUCUGGUCCAACGUAGUUGUGUCUCRGGUGACUUGGAACUGCACACAACUCCGUGGUCAUCCUGCGAGUGCUUGUUUGAUGAUGACAAAAGGGCAGUUGAAUUUAAAGAAAAGUUUCAGAAAAGUCAAAUGUCCCUCAUGGAGCUGACAAGGCUMUCAGCACACUUGGAGGAGAAAUGCUCAGGAGUGAUUCAAGUGAAAGCCCAUAUCUUAGAACUGAAGUUUACCAUUUCCACUGGUCAGUACAAGCAACUCAUCUUCUCUKCUGACACAUCACUGGAAUGUGUUUUGGCUUCUCUGCCUAUGAUUACAUAUUCAGGUUGUGCUAAAUGUGGUUUGGAGCUACAGGCAGAUGAGAACAUGAUCUACAAGCAGUGUAUUAGAUGUUUGCCAAACAACAAAGUAAAAACAUUUUACAGACCUGCUUUGAUKACAGUAGAAGAUGAAGGUUCUGAAAUUAAUGUUCAUGUGGUGUCUGAGUUGAUGGAAAAAAUCUUCCUCAAUAUUCCUGCAGACUGGCUGAAGAGAUUAGUAGUGCCYUCUUCAGAUAUAACCUACAGCACAAUAGUAGCAGAUCUGUGUCAUUCACUGCUGGCAGAUACAGAAGCAUCCUAUCUGUUGGAAAUCAGGAGCCACUUUGAGCUAGAUGAGAACAGCUAUCCUUUGCAAAAGGAUUUCCAUCUGCUAAAUUUUCAUCCUGAUCUUUGACCUCUGAACUGAGUGACAAAAAACAUAAAGAYACACAGAUGGCAAGAAGAAGAAAAAUGAGUUAGCUGAAGGAAGCAAAUUUCUUUAAAAAAUUGUGAUAAAGUAUUUUGAUUUUAACUUGUGACAAAAGCAAAACCAACAAAAGGACUGGUAUGGAAUAUUUGCUAAUAGUAUAUACUGCUGUAGURAUACUGAUGAAUUUUCAUAAAUUUUUAUUUUUUUAUACAUGUAUUUUUAUACUGAUAAUUAUGUUAAUAAACUCCAACAAUUACUUCAGUAUGAUUUUCUUUUUCUCCUCAGAAAAGUUCCCUACUAUUGAGAGACUGAAUUUUCCUCAGACCUGGCCGAUUAGAGGAAGACAGAACUCAGUAAUAUUUUAGUUACAUGAUUUUGGUUUUUCUUACCCAAUAUGCUGUCUGUACCUUGGUCUUUUUGUUUUGCUGUUGUGGUUGCUUUCCUUCUUUUAACAGWGGGAUUUUUGCCAUUUACCCUUAGCAAUUUUGCUGCUGUUCUUUUCUCCUGUAAAACAGACCUGUCUUGUAAUCAUUCCUUCUUCAGCUCAAGCUAAGUCUCAAGCACGAGAUCAGAUGGAUGUUGUAUAAAAGGUGGUAGGUAAAAAAAAUUGCUCCAUUAUGUGACAGCUGAAAGCACUACAUUAGAACUCUCUAUUUGAUGAUGUUUCUUGCUUUGAAAUGACUCUUGUUCAGGAAGAGUCAAACAGGGCCUUUCUCAUUUACUUCAUUUGGAUGACCAUGAAUGCAGUGCAUUGGUAAGUGUAUUAGAAUAUGUUUCUUCACAAUUUAGCUGAAAUUAUUGAACACCCAAGCUGGAAGUAUUGUUAUUUUAACAUAUAAGAAGAAAAGAGAAUCAUUGGUACAAUAAAUAUUUUUAUUGUAUGGACCAUAAUGGUACAUCCAGUCAGACAGGUGACUCUCCACUUUAGAGGAACUUGUUAACAGACACUGGACAUUACCUGCAUCUCCCUGCACAAGCUCUUAAACCAACUGUCUGAAACACUGCCAACUGCUUACUUUUAAGAUCUUUAUUGGUAUGAUUUAAAUAGUAAAAGACAAAAUUUAUUUGGUAAAAUUAUUUUAUUCUAGUAAUAUGUUAACUGUAUGAUACCUGUAGUUUUUCUUCCCAGAAAAAAAGAUGGUAACUUCGCUUAUCAGGUUGGUUUGCAGUAGUUUUGUGGGACUGAAAUUUGAAUACAGCUCUUUGGGGUUGAGGGUACUGGUAUUACUACUCCUUUAGCAAAGAUAUAAUKAGGGUUGAGCACUUUAAUAUUCAGUUUAAUGUAAUGAGUUUAGGCUCAUCUUGUGUCCAGUGGUGCAAUUAGCAAGACAGACUUGAGAAUACCCUCUGACAUAUCAGAUGGUAGAUCAGGGGAAGUCUAUUAUCUUACAAUUCCUCUGUGGUAUCUUCUGGUUCAUAAUAUUUUCUUUAUGUAAUAAUAUGAUCAAAAUGGAAAGUGGUUUCAUCUCCCCAGAGAAGCCUCUUUUUUUAAAUACUGGAUUAAUUGAUUCAGUAUCCUGUUUGAAAGGAAGUUGGUUUGAUUUCAGCURUAGAGGUUAUGGUCCUCUUGGAACRCAGUUGUGCAAAAUGUUUUGCUGCAGUAGUCUGUGUGUCUGGUUUAUGACUUUACAGUGUGAAGGGUACAGAGCUCAGGUCCCCAGUGAACAAUCAAGAAGAGAAGAAUGUCCUAUUUUAUUUUGAUUAAGAAUAAUUGCUCCAAAUUGCUGUAUAGAGCAGUCAUUUACUUAAUGAAUAAGACUCCACUACUAAAACAAGACACAUGCCCAGGGGGCUUAAGGUAAUUGGAUUUUCAGUGUAAGAAUGGUCAUACUAGGUCAAACCCAAGGCUGUUGUAAUCAAUGCUCUGUCUCCAGCAGAGACACGUUUAGAAAGAAAUAUUUAAGGACAGGACAGGUCCUUAUCUUACUCCAGUACUGGAAUAGCUUCAGUCACUUGUGACUCYAUGGCUUCUCUGUUUGUCCCUUAGUGUCACCACAAAGUGCUUUAGUUGAGGUUGGCUGAAAACAUCCAGCUGAAUUACUGCAGGAAAUACACUGUGCUGAGGGAUGUGAACAGCUGCCUCUAGGUAUGUGACUGAUAAAACUGUGCCUUCACCCUUCCUGCUCAAAAGAGGUUUUAAAUAUUAUGUUGCUGUUUUAAAUAAAUUCUAAAUGUAUUAGUCAGUAUCUUUUGGGCUUUGUCUGUUUUGGCAUGCUUACUGGGCUUCCCUCUUGUUUGGUGAAGCCACUGUGGUGAUGUGGUGCAGUGGACAUUUAGGCCUGGUGUCAUCACUGGCAAUUCUUGGGUCAUUUUGGGCUCUAUCCAUGUGAGGUAUGAUCAUUUGUGCCCAGAAUUCAUGACCAAGAAAGGGAAUUUACUAGUCAAAAUAAUUAA